CAGGCCGGGGAGGCCGCACCGACCCCAGGCGGCGGCGCUAGGGGCCGGCCCUGCCUCUCCCCCGCGGCCCCGGGCCUGCGACGCGUGAGCAGCGGGCGGGCCGGGCGGCGAAGGGCCGGGCCCGGGCCCAGGGGUGAAGCCGGGCCUUUCCCGGCAGCGGCCCCGGGCCUUCCCCUGCCCUCAGCUCGGCCUCGGGCGGCGGCGGCGGCGCGGGGCGGAGCGCGGCGGAGGCGGCGGAGAGCCGUGACGGCCCGGGGCUGCGCCAGCGGAUCGGGAGGCGGUGGGCCGCCGGCGGGAUGGCCUUGGUGCCCUACGAGGAGGGAGGCGGCUGGGGAGCGCGGCAGCUGCACAGCCCCUGGGCCACGUACCGCUUCGCCGGCAGCACCAUCCGCCUCCGGCAGGACUGGCGGCGGCUGGGGGUGGCGGCCGUGGUCUGGGAUGCGGCUGUUGUCCUGUGUACUUAUCUGGAGAUGGGAGGCAUUGAUCUCAGGGAUCGGUCUGUGAUUGAGCUGGGAGCUGGGACUGGAUUGCUGGGAAUAGUGGCCACGUUAUUAGGUGCUCGUGUUACCAUCACAGACAGGGCGGCAGCACUGGAGUUCCUGGAGUCAAACGUACAGGCUAACUUACCUUCUGAACUACGUCCGAGAGCUGUGGUGAAGGAACUGACUUGGGGAAAAGACCUGGAUAACUUCCCUCCAGGAGCAUUUGACUUCAUCCUAGGUGCAGACAUCGUUUAUCUGGAAGAAACUUUUGCAGAACUGCUUCAGACGUUGGAGCACCUGUGCUCAGAGCAAACUGUGAUUCUUCUUUCCUGUCGUAUCCGGUAUGAACGCGAUCACAAAUUCUUGAAGAUGCUGAGAGGCCAUUUCUCUGUAUAUGAGGUCCACUAUGAUUCCAGUAAGGAUGUUCAUAUCUACAAAGCGCAGAAGGGCAGUCGCAAGGAUGACUUUUGACUCUGUGCUUUGUUAGUAAACCACUGAUGCUGUUCAAUCCUCCCCUUGUUUCUACUCAAUACACUUGUUCCUAAGCAUAUAAUUGCAGUUGUGUUAUUUCACUGGCUUCUUGUUCUGAUGGUCUUGUCUGAUCACUUGGUCUGAUACAGCAAGGAUUGUAUUUCUGUUCCGCAUAGUGAACCUCUGCUUCACUUCUCAGUAGAGUUGCAUAGGGUCUUCCACUGACUUUUUAUUGACGGUAAGUUUUGAAACUGAUUUAAGUUGCAGAAAUCUCCAGACAUCAAAAAUGUACUCAAAAGAUCUGUUGUUUAAAAUCAAGCCACGCUUAAUUUCUC
Chroicocephalus ridibundus (black-headed gull) is the source of this 1288-nucleotide messenger RNA. It is a transcript of the gene METTL21A, whose product is annotated as methyltransferase 21A, HSPA lysine. Bases 297 to 953 code for a protein of 218 amino acids. Gene Ontology annotation, cellular component: cytosol; cytoplasm. The record is from RefSeq and is a predicted model, not a curated record. The transcript has 3 exons. Gene Ontology annotation, biological process: peptidyl-lysine methylation. Gene Ontology annotation, molecular function: protein-lysine N-methyltransferase activity. NCBI's taxonomy places the organism in Eukaryota, Metazoa, Chordata, Aves, Charadriiformes, Laridae.